AUGAUAUGGACAAAUCACAUCGCGCGGCGACUCCAGUGGCUGCUGGAAUGCGAUGAAUGGACGCCGCCAGGGACGGUCCAAGGGUUCUGCGUUUACUUGCAAUUAUACGUGGAGUGGACACAAUUGCGCCUAGAAGAGGCUGGGAUAGACCCGAAAGACUGGGACUCGGAAGGAUGGCUCGAAUGCGCUCCAGAUGAGCCCCAGAGCGAAGGCGAUCGACGCGUCGACUCCCCGCAGGCAGCUGGCCCAGGGGCUACAUCGGAAGCUGGGAACGAGCAGGCACCGCCGGAGUCGCGAAUGGACAGUCUGAAGCGGUCUAUAGUGCAAUUUAUCCAUGCCAUCCGACGCAGAUUCAGACGGGCUGCCGCGCAGGAACGCGACGCUGAGAAGGGGGCCGCUGGGGCUGAUACGAACGCAACACCAGAUGCACCCGGUGUGACGGACACCACACCGCCAGGCGUCAGCGACGCCCCGCUGGUGACCACUACAACGCUCGGUGAAUCGCCGCAAGGGCAGGACGCGGCCCAGACCGAGCACUCGCAGCUACCAGGUGCCACCGAACCGCGCGCAGACGACUCGGGUGCCACACGCGCAGUUGCAGAGGCAGGAACAGUCGCGGACGAAGGCCGUCAGGACGAACCCGGAAGUGCGGCGAUGGAGCACGCAGAUCAACGUCAAGGCGGCGACGUGCGUCCGAGUCAGGAGGGAUUAACUGCACCAUACGACGCGCCUACGCAACUGUCCAAGUCGCACUGCGAGCCAUGCAGCCAGAGUCAGAACGAUGGCUGAUUCGGAGGACGGAGGAUGGUGGCAUCGACGUCACGGUGCGGACAGCAUGCAUCGACUUUUGACGAACCGUGACGGUGAUGGAUGAAUCUCUCGGUGCACGAACGAUUUCUGGGGCUGCGAUGGGCUAGUUUCUCGUGUAUGUACUCUGGUUCUCGGUAUAGCUGUUUGUGAUAAGUUUGUGUAAGCUAUGGUCUCGGAGUCUCGAUACGAACGGGUUCACUGACUGUGUGUACGAUACACUUGUGUUCACCGACCGGAUCGCCUGGAGCUUCCGCGAACGGGCGUUGCUGUCCAACGUCUGUAUUAUGUGAUGUACUAUUCGUUCGGUACAACUCGCCUCCUGUACAUC
Messenger RNA from Fomitopsis serialis, 1138 nucleotides. RefSeq lists its product as uncharacterized. The coding region runs from base 1 to 789 and encodes 262 amino acids. The transcript is spliced from 4 exons. Lineage: Eukaryota; Fungi; Basidiomycota; Agaricomycetes; Polyporales; Fomitopsidaceae. The record is from RefSeq and is a predicted model, not a curated record.